Messenger RNA from Micropterus salmoides (largemouth bass), 3394 nucleotides. RefSeq names its product abhydrolase domain containing 15a (gene abhd15a). Lineage: Eukaryota; Metazoa; Chordata; Actinopteri; Centrarchiformes; Centrarchidae. The transcript has 3 exons. Gene Ontology annotation, molecular function: monoacylglycerol lipase activity; short-chain carboxylesterase activity. The record is from RefSeq and is a predicted model, not a curated record. Bases 603 to 2162 code for a protein of 519 amino acids.
GAUGGGGGACUAACGACAGGAAAGCAGAGAGAUAGUCAACGUUUUAAAAACGCCCAAGAUGCACCCACUUUUACUGAAAGUAAUUUAGGCGAAGGCGAACAGCAUAGAUUAUCGCGUGCACGGAGUACCUGCUCACUCUGAGGGGGGGGCUGGACAUGAUGGGAGGCGUCUCCAGCUUAAAGGCGAGUUUAUCACAGACGAUUAUUAUUGGGUUGAAACACAGGUCGAUUUACUGGGUCGGUUAGACCAGUUAGCGGUGAAUGCAUAAAACACGACGGAAUAUGCUCGUUUAUUUAAAAGUGCCUAUAAUGGAAACAUGAAGUCGGGUUUGGAAUGAAAUCGGACAAUAGAAACGCCGCGUAACUGAGAGAGCACGCCUACAACGACGAGGGACUGGUGCGUCUUGGCACCGGGGGGAAACACCAAACUUCUCUGACAAGCUGAGCAUCAAUUUAGGAUGAUUAAAGAACGGCAAACUAAGACUGGGCAUGUUUCCGUGGACUAACGUCUAUAAUGUAAAUUUAUUAUCAUCAACUUAAGAUACAGAAUACGGGUUGGAAAGCGUCCGUGUUGUGCUCAUUUUGCUCUCUCCAACCGUGCCAAUGCUGGAAUGGCUUGGGGCUCUGUGCAUUGUGAUCCUGGUGGUCUUCAUCUGGCCAGGCUCCAAAUAUUUUGCCACCGAGAACCACCCGAACGCUUUGCUUCAAGGACUGGGAAUGUCACAACAGGCAACGAAGGACAAGACCGGGAGGUGCGUCCCAGACCGUGAGUGGAGCGAUGGUGCCCAGACGGCCAGUGUGGGUGCGGGGACCGGCGAGGAAGCACGCACCGUGGCGCUAAUCUGCAAACCGUCCGCGCUGGCCAACUAUCUCCUGAAACACUGCAGGACUUUCAGUAAUUUCUCGCCGUGUGUGGGAUGGACGUGGCGGGCCAGCGCCUUCCUCCAGAGCGUGUACGAGGUGUGCUGGCAGUACGACAGCCCGGUCCAGUUUGUGCGGGACAACCUGCAGCUGAGCGACGAUGGGUUGGUGGCCUUGGACUGGGCAGUGCCAUCAUACCAGAAGCGACGCAGGACUUCCAGUCACUCCACCAGUCCCAUUCUGCUCAUCAUCCCAAACUCUUUUGGGAAGAUCACUAGAAACGUUUUAAAGUUGUGUGAGACGGCGCUGUCCCAUGGCUACCUUCCGGCAGUUUUCAACCGCCGCAGCCACAAUGGCACCCCGCUCACCACCCUCAAACUGCAGCAGUUCGGUGACCCUGCAGAUCUGCGCGAGGCUGUGCGGUACAUUCGCUACCGACAGCCUGCAGGGAGACUGUAUGCAGUAAGCGAGAGCACCGGGUCCGGUCUUCUCCUGUCUUACCUGGGGGAGUGUGGAUCAUCCAGCUACAUGACGGCGGCCGUCUGCCUGUCGCCCGUGUUCCGCUGUCAGAGCUGGUUUGAGAACGGGCUGUGCUGGCCCCUCCAGUGGGCGCUGGUGCUCUACCAGAAGAUAUGUCUCAGCAGGUACAAGACGGUGCUGGGUGAGACCAUACAGACAGACACCCUGUUUUCUAGCUGUUCCUUGCGUGGCCUGGAGGAGUCGCUGUUCUGUCAAGCUGGACAUGUGGACUCUGCAGCACCAACAGGGACCACCAGCAGCUGCAGCAGCAAUACGUCAGGUGCCUGGGAUGCUUACUGGGAACGCAACGAACCCCUGAGAGAUGUGGACGAAGUGGCUAUUCCUGUUCUGAGUGUGUGCGCUCAGGAUGACCCUGUCCGCGGUGACACCCAAUCCACGGUGCCCUUGGAACUCUUUGAGACAAACCCACAUUUUUUUCUCCUCCUAAGUGACCGUGGAGGUCACUGUGGUUUCUCCACCCAGUCCGAGGGGAGUGCCACCGGUGCAUUUGGAGUCAGUUCUGCCGCUGCGCCGAACAGUGGGAUAGGGAGCCGUGGGACCAACUGGAGCCACAAAGCUCUGCUGGAAUUCUUCAGGGCGACCACAGACUUCUUUACUGCAGAGGAUAGAGCAAAGCAGCUCGCUGCAAGGAGGAGGGGGCUGGGGGGAGGGGCAGGAGGAAGGGCUUUCCGCCACCGCAGCGUCAGUACAUGUAAACGAAUGCCAGCAUGUUCCCAUAAUAUCCACGCCAUUUACAAUUGGCAGAGGUCCUAUACACGAUGAGGGAUCUUAAUGGAAGUUAAUGGACUACACUGAUGCCUUCUGAUAUUGUUUGGAUUUGGGAUGUGAAGCGCUCAGAUUGUUCUCUGCCCAUGUGACACUCAGCUACAAAGUGUUAAAAUAGCCAAAACUAGAAAAGUGCAGCGGUUGUGAAGUACUGAGGUCAUAGAGUACCUUUAAAUGAGAGACAGUGUUUGUUGUUCUCACAUGCUGGAUGUGAGCCAUAAAACACUAGAAUAGAAAUAAAAACAUCAUGACAGGCCACAAGCUUGCACACAGUUGUUAUGUUUAACUGCCGAGCACUUGACAUGAAACUCUCAAGAUUGGCGGUUAAAUAUUUUUCUACCGACUGAUACAAAUCUCUUCACUGCCAGCUUAUAAAACUGAAGGAUUCUGUCACAGUUUUAUCAACACACACAUUCAUCUGCCUCACACUUUACUCCGUUUGCUACACCUGCAUCAUCAUUUGGGAUAUUUGAAACCUUGAAUCUUACUGUAUCUGUUUCUUUUCAUCACUGAAAGGUUAUUAAUUAGGGAGCAAAACUGAUUAAAGUCUUAUUAAAUAAACUCAUUAAUUAAUAAACUCAUCCAGUGUUAUUGGACUCAUUAACAGAGUCUACUGUGUGUAUUAUUGAACGUUCUCGUCUGUAUGGGAAAACAUCCUGUGAUACCCAAAAUAGAGGAACUUGUGUGAUGUGAUUGUCUCCCAGUCAGCUUUUAGAGGAAAGUCUGCAUCAUGAGGUAACAUUUUAAGGAGCUGGGUGGCUAGAAGCACUUUGAGUUUCCCUGUGUCAUCAUUUAAACUCCCUGCUACUCAGGACCUGAUAGUGGCGACACUGUGAGGGUGUCUGGUUUCGCAUUGAUAUGGAGCGGUUGAGAUUUAGCAGUGUAAUGUUGUUUGAAACAUUUCUCGAGUCCCUGAAAAUGUUAUUUGUUUAUCAUUCUUGUGCAAAUUAUGCAAAUUCAAAUUACACAAAGUAAUGAAAUAGUGUGUUGAAAGUGUUCAGUAAAGAAACUGUUCAAGGGCAGCUCAACAGAUUAAUUAGCAUGGAAAAGCCAAGGGUCAGAGUAGAAAGCAUACAUGUGUCAUGACACAAAACUACCAAGUGCUGUUUGUCAACUGAUUUUUGUUUUCUUCUGUUGUUUAAUGAACAUGCUUUACACCUGUUAGAUGUGUUAUAAUAUGUGAUGGAAUUAAAACAUUUAAAGUAUAAUAAAUGAACCAAGGUGACAAA